AUGGAAUCGGUACUCCUGGAACACUUUCCUGCUGGGCUGGACUCCUUCUCCUCAGAAUCUUACUUCGACGACGAGGAAUUUUUCACUGAUCAGUUUUCCCGCGACCCUAUGGAAGGUGACGAGCUCCUGGAGGCCGAGGUGGACUUCCUGAGCCCGCCGUUGCAGGGGUGUUACCGCAGCGACGGGGCUGGCGGGGGCUCAGCAUCCGAACAUGUGCCCGAACUCUCUCGGUGCUAUGAGGCGGAUCCAGGCAGCUUCUCGACGUCCGUCUCAUCGCCGUCGUCGGCCAGUUUCACCUAUGAGUGCUGCGGACUGGCGACGUCGCCCAGGGGCAGCCUCAAGGCUUUGAGUGCAGCGGCGGCGGCAGCGGCAGCGCGGCGGCGGCGGCGGGUGCGCUCCGAGGCGGAGCUGCAGCAACUGAGGCAGGCGGCCAAUGUGCGCGAGCGGCGGCGCAUGCAAUCCAUCAACGACGCCUUCGAGGGGCUGCGCUCUCAUAUCCCCACGCUGCCCUACGAGAAGCGCCUCUCCAAAGUGGACACUCUGCGCCUCGCCAUCGGCUACAUCAACUUCCUCAGUGAGCUGGUCCAGUCCGACUUACCUUUGCGCAGCGCGGGCAGCCAGAGCCCAUGCCAGCCCAAGAAGGUUAUCAUCUGCCACCGGGGCACAAGAUCACCUUCUCCAAGUGACCCAGAUUAUGGACUUCCUCCUCUUGCUGGGCAUUCACUCUCCUGGACUGAUGAAAAACAACUCAAGGAGCAAAACAUUAUUAGAACUGCUAAAGUCUGGACUCCAGAAGACCCCAGAAAGUUAAUCAGCAAAUCGUCUGUGAACAAUAUUGAAAAUGAGCCCCCAUUUGAUUUCAUAUCAUAA
Molecule: messenger RNA, 870 nt
Organism: Pseudonaja textilis
Lineage: Eukaryota; Metazoa; Chordata; Lepidosauria; Squamata; Elapidae
Gene: PTF1A
Product: pancreas associated transcription factor 1a
Biological process (GO): regulation of transcription by RNA polymerase II; developmental process
Molecular function (GO): protein dimerization activity; RNA polymerase II transcription regulatory region sequence-specific DNA binding; DNA-binding transcription factor activity, RNA polymerase II-specific
Source: RefSeq, a predicted model, not a curated record